CGUUUACCAGUACCCACCGGUUUGAGGUUUUUUUGUUUCCAGAACUUGCCUCGUCUCUCCCUAUCUUCUUUCCCAUGUAUCCGAGAUCCCGAAUUUUUCCGGCGAGGCUUCUCCAUGGCAAUAUUUUCCCAGGAACCAAACGGGCCAUUAGUCCCUUCUCCUCCGGCGACACGUCGGAGCCACGUUUUACGGAGCUCAUAUCGAAGCAACACUGGUCAAAGCUCAAACCCCAUCUCAAAAACACCAGUCCAAGCACACUUCUUCAGCAUUUGCUCAAUUCAAUGGCAGAUCCGGAUCUCACUCUCAGGUACUUUAAAUGGUCACAGAAGGAGUUUAAUCUUUCCCACCCCAUGGAGUCGACUUUUAGACUUUUACAUUCAUUGGCAAACCAUAAGAAGUACUCAAGAAUGAGAUCCCUUUUGAAUGGUUUUGUCAAGAGUGGGAGUAGCAUCUCAAUUCAUUCAAUUUUUCAUGCUAUAUCUAUGAGUGGUGAUAGUUUUUGUGCUAAUUCCAUUAUUGCUGAUAUGUUGAUUUUGUCUUAUGUUUACAACAUGAAAACCCAUUUGGGGUUUGAGGCGUUUAAGAGAGCUGGAGAUUAUGAGUUUAGGUUGUCGGUGCUAUCAUGUAAUCCUUUGUUGAGUGCUCUGGUGAAGGAAAGUGAAGUUGGAGAUAUGGAGUAUGUUUAUAAGGAAAUGAUUAGGAGGAGGAUUGAGGGUAAUGUGAUUAGUUUUAAUAUUGUGAUUAAUGGGUUGUGUAAAGUUGGGAAAUUGAAUAGGGCAAGUGACCUUAUUGAGGACAUGAAGGCCUGGGGGAUUUCACCUACUGUGAUCACAUAUAACACACUUAUUGAUGGGUAUUGCAAGAAGGGGAGGAUUGGCAAAAUGUACAAAGCUGAUGCUGUUUUGAAGAAAAUGAUAGCAAGUAAUGUUAGGCCUAACGAGAUUACUUUCAAUAUAUUGAUUGAUGGGUAUUGUAAGGAUGGGAGUAUCUUGAGUGCAAUGAAGGUGUUUGGGGAAAUGCAAAAUCAAGGUCUAAAACCCAAUGUGGUUACAUAUAAUUCCUUGAUUAAUGGUUUGUGUUGUGAGGGGAGGCUUGAUGAAGCUAUUAGUCUACAAGAUGAAAUGGUAAGCUUGGGAUUAAAGCCAAGUAUUGUCACUUACAAUGCUCUUAUUAAUGGGUACUGUAAGAGGAGUAUGGUAAAGGAAGCUAGUGAUUUAUUUGAUGACAUUGCAAGACAAGGGAUAGCUCCUAGUGCCAUAACAUAUAAUAGCUUGAUUGAUGGUUAUUGUAAGGAUGGGAGGAUGGAAGAUGCAUUUGGACUACAUAAAUCCAUGAUGGAGAGGGGGAUUUCUCCUGACGUUUCUACCUACAACUGCUUAAUUGGAGGUUUAUGCAGGGAGGGAAACAGAAAGGGUGUGAGAAAGCUUGUGGAUGAAAUGCUAAAUAAAGGUUUGAGAGCUAAUGUUAUAACAUACAACAUAUUGGUAGAUGCAUUGUGCAAGGAAGGAGAGUCAAGAAAGGCAUCAAGACUCUUGGAUGAGAUGGUAAAGAAGGGUUUGAGCCCAAAUCAUGUGACAUUCAAUACAUUGAUGGAUGGCUAUAUUAGGGAGGGAAACCUUAAGGCUGCAUUGAAUCUGAGAACACGGAUGGAGAAAGAAGGGAAGCAGGCAAAUGUUGUAACCUACAAUGUUCUGAUCAGUGGUUUCUGUAAGAAGGGUAAAUUGGAAGAUGCAAAUGGGCUUCUUAAUGAGAUGCUAGAGAAGGGAUUGAUCCCAAAUCGAACAACGUAUGAAAUAAUUAAAGAGCAAAUGAUGGAUAAAGGCUUUGUUCCAGACAUAGAAGGGCACCUUUAUAGCAUCUCAGCCUACUCAUAACUCUAUGAAGACAACCUGAUUGGUAUUACCUUGCUCUGGAUCUCAAUGUAACUUGGCUUGUUAGACUUGCAGCACGUUCAGUGGGUCACUGUUUGACUAAUUAUAGAAUCUAGCUUGCUGUUCUCUCAUGAGGAAGACCACAACACACUCCACAAGUCCUUGGAGCUCGUUAUUUCUUUCUUACUCAGGUGGCCAUGUUGCUGUUAAAAGAAAGCAUUAAAAGAAAAUGGAAAUCAGAGAGGAGUCAAUGGUAGAAACAGUCAUGAAAGAGUUGAAAUGGUCAGUCACAAACAACAUGAUUAGCUCUUCAAAUUGAGACCUUUAUCAUAUGUUAAACUUGCAAAGGGAAGAAAGAUUGAGGACUUCGUAAACUAUUAAAUUCAGAUGGCAGCAAGUGGUAUUAUAUCAUCUAUGCCAUGCAGAACAAUCUGGGAACCCAAUGAGAUUCAGCUGCAGAAGAGGUUACCUUACUAACCUGUUCCAACAAAAGGUCGUCAGCAGUUCAAAACUUCAAAUGCCUAUGAAUCCCCAUUCUGUGAAAGCUUUGAUGCCCAAGAAGUUCUGAUUUCUGAUGAAUAAGUUUGUUCAUUUUUAUGAUUUUUUUCCUCUUUUUUUUUGGCUAAAUGUAGAUGCAAUUUGAGGUAUAGGCAAUUCAUAAAUUUUUUGUGUGGAUGUACUUUAGCAACCAAGGAUACUUCCCUAAAAAUUAUUGAAUUAAAGGAGCAAUGUAAAUUGAAGCCGUGUGGUUCAUUGAAUAGCUCUUCCAUGAAAAUAAAGUAGACUAAAUGGG
Molecule: messenger RNA, 2664 nt
Organism: Rubroshorea leprosula
Lineage: Eukaryota; Viridiplantae; Streptophyta; Magnoliopsida; Malvales; Dipterocarpaceae
Source: the annotation of a GenBank genome assembly